CGAGCCUCCCAGCUGGGCUUCCACCCCUGACUGCCAUACCGCUGGGGUGCCGUAGUUGCCGGGUGCCAUGGCGUGCAUGGAGCGCUGCCGCUGCUGCUCGGACGGCAGGCGGCACAGCAGCAUUCUCUACAACAUCCUCAGGAGCGAGGAGCGGGCGGCCUCGCCGCCGGGGCCGAGGCGAGGGCGAGCAUCCCGCGGCUGCCCGUGCGGGUCACGGAGGAGGGUGGCCCUGAGGAGCCCGCAAGUAGCAUGCAAGGCUGCCUCAGCCGUGCUAGUGAAGACGCUGCGUUUCGUCCAGAACGUGCCCUGCUUCCAGGAGCUGCCCCUGGAGGAGCAGCUUCUGCUGGUCCGGAGCUGCUGGGCGCCCCUGCUAGUGCUGGGGCUGGCGCAGGACCGGGUGCAUUUCGAGACAGUGGAGAGCGCGGAGCCCAGCAUGCUGCAGAGAAUCCUCACCACUCGGCGGCAGGGCGAGCAGCCCCAGCCACGCGGACCGGCGGCGGGCCGCCUGCACGACGGCCCCGGAGGCGACAGCGGCUCGCACCUGCCCUCGGCCGCCGAGAUUCAGGCUAUCAAGGGCUUCCUGGCCAAGUGCUGGAGUCUGGAUAUCAGCACCAAAGAGUACGCUUACCUCAAGGGGACGGUGCUCUUCAACCCAGAUCUACCUGGGCUGCAGUGUACACAGUACAUUGAAGGAUUGCAGAGGGAAGCUCAACAAGCUCUAAAUGAACAUGUCAGACUCAUUCACAGAGAUGAUGAAGCCAGAUUUGCCAAGCUGAAUGUUGUUCUGUCCUUGUUAAGAUCUAUUAAUGCUAAUGUGAUUGCUGAACUAUUCUUUAGGCCCAUCAUUGGAUCAGUGAACAUGGAUGACAUGCUUUUGGAAAUGCUUUGUGCAAAAUUGUAAAGGCAUGUAAAACAUUGAAAAUAAAUCCACUGCAAAGGAAACCCUAGAGCAGAAUAGUGCAAAGUACUGUAAAUAAACUAACUUAUUGUUUUUACAUAGAUAGUAUUUUUGUAUUCCAUAAUAAAAUAUUCUUCAAAUUCUGAAAUUAAUUUUUAUUAAACAUGGUGUUUUGGAAUAAGAUUGCUGCCACCCAAACAAACUUCAAGGUUGUGAUGGAUGUUGAUAUCUAAAGUUGACUGGCUGUUCCUUUACCCCAUCUGAAUAAAGACC
This is a messenger RNA of Dryobates pubescens (Downy woodpecker), 1171 nucleotides long. It is a transcript of the gene NR0B1, whose product is annotated as nuclear receptor subfamily 0 group B member 1. The record is from RefSeq and is a predicted model, not a curated record. Gene Ontology annotation, biological process: negative regulation of transcription by RNA polymerase II. Gene Ontology annotation, cellular component: nucleus; cytoplasm. The transcript has 2 exons. Lineage: Eukaryota; Metazoa; Chordata; Aves; Piciformes; Picidae. Gene Ontology annotation, molecular function: transcription corepressor activity; transcription factor binding. Bases 68 to 901 code for a protein of 277 amino acids.